AUGAUCACCGCGGCAGCGCACAGAGAAACCUCUCGAGUCGACGGAAACAAUCACGACUCAAACAAUCGAAUUGUUCUCAUUCAUGAUUCAAGACUCAUACACUAUACACUGUUAUCCAUCCACAAGCUGAAUACUUUCGUCUCAUUGCAUCGAAGCAUCUCUUCCGACAACAACCAUCUUACCCGAUCUCAUAACUUGACCCAUUAUCUCAAAAUAAAAUAUCCUGUCUUGAAGGAAGCUCGGUACUACAAGUUAAUGGAAAGUAAGACGUCAGAUGCUCGAAAACAAUGCUUGGAAUUUGAAGCCAAGAAGAACAGAGCAUUUGCGACAAUGGAAGAAACAUAA
Molecule: messenger RNA, 345 nt
Organism: Botrytis fragariae
Lineage: Eukaryota; Fungi; Ascomycota; Leotiomycetes; Helotiales; Sclerotiniaceae
Exons: 2
Coding region: 1-345 (114 amino acids)
Source: RefSeq, a predicted model, not a curated record